GCUCUGUUUUCUCUAACAUACGAAACGCAGGCAAAGCACGGGUCGCAAAAUGUAUAUGUGACCCGCAUUCUGUCAGCGUCUCGUGUCAGUUUACCUUCGUCGAAACCGUCCUCUGAUUCUGUCCCACUACCAGGCUCCUCGACACUCACAUUUCUGGCGCCAGCACUGAACAAUGCAUCGCUUGAGGGUGCGCCUCAUUUCACCAUCCACUCAGGCUACUACGUCUACAGGAGAAGUUUCUGUCCAGUCUGGCAAGAAAAAGAGAGGUCCGACAAACCCGAACAACCUUUUGAAGCCGAGUUCGGGAUUGACAACAGCACGCAACCUCUGUGGUACCGAAGGGCAAGCCCGACGCAAGACGGGCACUGUCGCAGAGUUCACAACACACUGCAAUAGCCUCACCGCCCAACAGAGCCCUACGCCACUUGCUCGAAGCUUGUCGACACUGCUAAGGCAAAUGUUGCCGAAUUCGCAGCUAGCGGUCCCAGCGCAUAACUCCCCUGCUCUCGUCUCGCUGAGUAGUAGUCUGACGUGGUCUGGCGUGAGCAAACGGGACCACUACCACGGCCUGCCACGAUCUUCCACGUCAAAUUUCCGCGGUCUGUGUUCAUAUUCGCUCAUUUUCUACAGUAGGGAUCGUGACUGGUGGUGAUCACCACAGCUCACGUUAUCUCACGCUCCGCCAACUGUAGGUUUUCAUUGGGAAUAUCGUUAAGGGCUUGAAUUUAGUGAACAUUCAUCGAUACAUCGUGCAACAUCGACUGAUCUGAUGUGCUUCAAAAUUUGAGACUACGAAGUUAAGGUAU
This is a messenger RNA of Suillus clintonianus, 806 nucleotides long. RefSeq lists its product as uncharacterized. NCBI's taxonomy places the organism in Eukaryota, Fungi, Basidiomycota, Agaricomycetes, Boletales, Suillaceae. Bases 173 to 652 code for a protein of 159 amino acids. The transcript is spliced from 2 exons. The record is from RefSeq and is a predicted model, not a curated record.